GGCAGCAAACAAUGAGUUAUUUUGGUCUCUUUUCCGACGUCGUUUCAAGAAAACAAUAACAUAUUUCUGUGUCAAAUCUGGACGUGAAAACUUUGAUCCAAUAAUCAUUUAUCACAUCGAAUUGCUCAAAACCGGACUACCAGGAUGGAUGAAAAGGCGGAUCAUGAUUCUGAUGGGAGUGCCAUUAAAAUCCAAGUGAAAACUGAACCACCAGACGAAGACAUACAGGACUAUGCGGAGGAUACAAUGAACGAAUUACUGGCGAUUUACGGUUAUAACGAGAAGGUGGAACAUGGUGUUACCCAGAAUAUGCAGCUAGCGCCAAAAUACCACAAAGAAGAGCGUGGUCUUCGGAAGCGGCUGCUUAUGGCGCACUCCAACAAAGGUGAUGCGGCGAGUGAGUGUUCUGUGUCAGGGAAUGUCACACCGGUGUCCGGUUCUGAUCCACAGUCCGCUGAAGAAGAUCCUGCCUCACCAAGUAGCUCACAAGACAACACAGAGUUGCUUGAAGCUCUUCAAGAUGGCAAGUGCAGCAACAGAGACCAUAUUACCUGUGCUUGGUGCAAGAGUCCCGGCUUCAAGCAUUACACUCUCAACACACAGACCGAGUCCAAAGCUUUCUGCAGUGAACGCUGCUUCGCUUCUUGUAGGAGGGCAUACUUCAAGCGGAACAAGGUAUGCGACUGGUGUCGCCACACGCGCCACCAGGAUUACAUCUACUUGAUUGAUGGAGAAAGGAGGUUACAGUUCUGCUCCUCGAAGUGCAUGAACCAGUACAAGAUGGAUUCCUACUACAAGGAUGGUCCCACCGUGAGACGUAAAGUGGCCAAAGCUGCGACUAGUAGUGGAAGCAAGAGCAACGGGUCCGUGCCAGUGUCGCCAACCCUGCAGCAGCAGAGUUUAUCAGAACGGAACAGCCCAGAUACUGUCUCGCAGGAUGCUGCGUUUCACGAUUCCCAACCCAGCCCCUCCAACAUUCCUCUGUCUGGGGUAUUCCAGACGAAUUCCAGUUCUUCACAGUCCAUGAUGGGUAUGCCUCAACUCAGGCCAAGUGGAGUCUUUGGGGUGCAGACUGUCGUACCUCCGGCCAUGUCCUUCCGCCAGGUUGUUCCCAAAAUGCCAGUUGUCCAGGUAGUUGGGUCCGGAGGUGUGCCUUUGAAUUUGGUGCAAGGGCUUAAUCAAUCCUCAGCGUCUGGCUCACGUAAAGUGACUGGGCGACUCAAUCCGCAGCAGUGGAGUAAUCUUCAAGGGGUCCAAGGUGUGUCCAGUUUCAAGAAGAUCCGACCAAAACCACAAAGCAACAAUGCUACCUUACCAAGUAGCACUGUGACUUCAUCUGCCAGCAACAAUGCACCAUUCACUAACCAAAAGCCCCGAAAAGACACACAAAGUAGUACUUCAACUCCAAGAGGAAAUUCUGUCCUGCCUCCUGUGACUGUCAUGGUCCCACAUCCUGUCUUUAUACCCAUUCCUGUCCCAAUUCCCAUUCCCAUUCCUGUGUGUAGAGAGGCUUAUGAAGCUGCAAUGGCAAAGAUCAAAGAGAACACUGGGGACACUGAACAGGAGGCGACAACCUCCUAUGAUCAUGAUGAGCAGCAGGAGAGGAAAUCAAAGAAGAGGAUAUCUGACAUGUUCACUAAUGGGAGCUCUCAUUUACCAUCAUCAAGCAGUACUGGGGCCUUUGUGCCCUACCGCAGUCAUCAAGCAGAUGUGCGGGAUAAUGUAAGCAACAGUACUGAUGGCCACUCCAUGGAAGCCAUGUUAUCCAGCAGCAUGCAGACAUCUCUCACCAUCCCCUCCUCCUCCUCUUCUGCCAGUGAGGCCUUGGAGUCCAGAUUGAGACUUCAACCUCAACGGCACCCGUCUCACAUCAGUACAGCCACGGUAGAAGCUAUGCACCGCUCCAUCAACUCACGCAUGCUGCGCCACAAGUGCCUGCAGAGGAGUGCCAGCAUGGACCUCAGCUUUGGCCGCUACAACACCCUCUCUGCUCUCACCGACUUCUUGGGCGAGAAACGUGGCUUCAAUCCCCUCCUGCAUGGCUCUCCUGGAAACCGGGAACUAACUGCAGAUUCUCACGGACUCUCCACCAGAGCCAGCCACUCUGCCCUACCCACCAAAGGGGCGGGAGAGCUGUCUCCAAGCGUUCGGGAAGCACUCCGCUGCCACCUCACCCGUCGGCUGUCCCAGUCGGCCCUGAACCUGACCGAUGUUGGUCGGUACCCUGAGGAGGACCAACUGCGCAGGAGCCAGAGCAUGAGUCGCCUCCAGGAAGACUCGGACAGUGGUCACCACCAUGAAAUGGAAGCCAUCAGUUCUCAUACAAGCCUUGAGAAGCUUGCUGAUACCAGUGAUUCCUCAGAGCAUAUUGACCCUCGAAUUUGUGCUGAUGGUGAUGGGUCUCUGCAGAUGGACGAUUCCGGUUUGCAGCCUGCCAUCAAGAGGAGAUGCCUUGGUAGUCCAAACCAGAUUGACUAACCUAGAGCAGCAGUAUUUUUAAGUGGUCCUUUGCUUUCAGAUCCAUCUGUGUAGCUAUGUGUAGCUGUGCCUUUCACCUUGCACAAUUCAUUCAUCAUUUGUCUCCAAUUCAUUUUUUAGUGUGAAUCUGAACAGCUUGUCACAAGAAAAUCAAAAUCGAUGAUUCAUUGAUGUUUUAUCAUCUUCUAAUCAACAUUGCAAAUGUCCUCGUGAUUAAUAACAGCAUACCUUUUUUUCUUGAGACACGUGAUCUGUAAUGCUGCAUACUGCAUGUAGAUGUAGGUUACAUUUACAGGUUGAAUGUCCAUUGCUCUUUAAUACCGGAAAUAAAAGAAAAUCAAUGUAAUAAAGGAAUUUCAAAAUUGCACCUACUGCUAUAAGUACGCACGCACACACUAUAGGUUAACCCACACGGCAGUUCUUAAAUCGUUCCGUGUUUGUCAUGUUUCAAUGAAUACACUGCCAACAUUCUGAAUAGACAUUGAAUGUGGUAGUUGUUUGUGUAAAAAAAACGUUUGCAUUCAAGCACCACAGCAAAAAAAAAAUAGCUUUAAUUUGAUGUGCACAGUCUUGUGUUAAGGAACACCAAUGUGAUGUCACAGCCUUUUGCCAUUGUGUAUGGUUCCAAAUCAGAUAUCCUCACACCAGGCAUAUGUCAGUAGAUUAGAGCUGGGGACAUUACCCAUAGCAACAAUUGUAAUCAGAGAUUCCUUGCGGUUCACACAUGUAUAUUUAAAACUGUAAAGAACCAGUUAGUUACUGUGUUUUAGUCAUCCUUUAUUGGUUAAAGCGAGGUGAGUCAUGCUUAUUUGCUUGCUUUGCAUUGACAUUACAUAUUUUUUCCCACCACAUUGAUUCACAAAUUACUUUUGUGUUACAUACAUGUACAUAGGACAGCAUGUUUAUUACCAUCAUCCAAAUUCGCUUCAAAUUUUAGCACUCAGCAGCAGCAAAAUCAGUCCCUACGGUGUUCUCAAACAGUCUGUAUUAGUUUAUAAAAUGAGACAACAUUGAUUUGUAAAAUACAAAAUGCAUACCAACAUAUUGGACAUAAAUUAUAUGCAGCAGUUCACUCUGCCUUUCUGAGAAAGGAAGGGCAUAGGGAUUAGUCCAGAUGCUGGACCUUCGAGAAUUUGUUUUCCUCCACACACUGCGCUCUAAACCACUGUUGGCUUUUCCUACACACUGCACUAAACCAUAGAUCGCG
Molecule: messenger RNA, 3685 nt
Organism: Lytechinus variegatus (green sea urchin)
Lineage: Eukaryota; Metazoa; Echinodermata; Echinoidea; Temnopleuroida; Toxopneustidae
Product: sine oculis-binding protein homolog A-like
Exons: 4
Coding region: 145-2478 (777 amino acids)
Biological process (GO): animal organ development
Cellular component (GO): nucleus
Source: RefSeq, a predicted model, not a curated record